AUGUUUCGACGGGGAGCAUUAUAUGUACGAGGAAUAUAUGGGAAGAUCUUAGUAGGGGAGAAGUUGAUGAAUGUUGGGGUAACGGUCAAGGUGAAUAGAGGAGAAUCGCCAGGGGAUAGAAUAGUAGAGGAUUAUCGGGAGAUAGCUAAAAGAGUGAAGGAGAAGAUGGGGAGGAAGUAUAGUAGUUUUGAGUCGAUGGUGGAAGCGAUGGAUGAGGGAGAGGUGAGUAUUCAAGGAGAGGAAGGAGACUGUCGAGUUGAGUAUGAGAAUGGGGAGAAGUUUAUUGAGGAGAGUCGGUUUAAUACUGUUGAGGCAUUAAGUGAGGAGGUGGGAAGACAAGUAUUGAAAGGAGGUGGUGAUGAAGUGGAAGUUACUGUGAUGAAGAGGAAUGCCGUUGAAGGGGUUGAGGCUGUAGGGGCAAGUGCUCAAAUGAAAAAGGGAGAGAGGGAAGAGGAGCAUAAAGAGAGUGAUUCCAAGACGGUGUAUAUAUCAGUUGGGAGCAAUAUUGGAGACCGGUACCGGAACAUCCACCGGUCAGUGCAGCUACUCGAGAGAGGAGUUGAGAUUGAGAGGACGUCGUGUUUGUAUGAAACGGAUCCGAUGUACUACCUCGACCAAGGGAAGUUUCUCAACGGGAUGGUGAGAGGACGAACUAGCUUAAGUGCAAGAGAGUUGCUUAAGUUGUGCAAGGAUAUAGAGAAGGAGAUGGGGAGGAAGAAGGGAGUAGAGAAUGGGCCGAGGGUUAUAGACUUGGAUAUAAUUAAGUAUGGGGAAGAGGUUAUCGAGGAGGAUGAUUUGGUUGUGCCGCACAAGAGGAUGUGGGAGAGGGAGUUUGUAUUAAAGCCAUUAGCAGAGGUGGAGAAGAAAGAGAAGAAAGAGAAGAAAGAGCAGGAGAAAGAGCAGGAGGAGCAAGAGCAGCAGAGGAAAGAGCAAGAGCAGGAGAAGAAAGAGCUCAUUCCAUACCGGCCAUGGCCUACUGGCCAUGGCCUGGAAGGCCAGCACCCCCAUCGCACGCUCCUUAUGCAGAUUAUCAAUGUGACACCAGACUCGUUUAGCGAUGGGGGCAAGUACUAUGGCGAAGCGCAAGAAGUUAUAGACCGUAUAGAUUUCGGAUGGUCAGAUAUAGUUGAUGUAGGAGGGUGUUCCACCAAGCCAGGAGGGGUAAUUGUUGAAGAGGAGGAGGAGUUGAGGCGAGUGUUGCCGAUGGUGCGAGAGAUGAAGAAGAGGGGGGUAUAUGUGUCAGUAGACACGUUUCGAGCGAGGGUUGCGGAGAAGUGUUUAGAGGAAGGUGCGGAUAUGAUCAAUGAUGUGAAAGGGAGCGAGGAGAUGUAUAAGGUAGUGGGGAGAUGGGGGUGUGCAUAUAUAUUAGGCCAUUGGAGGCAGCAAAACAGGCAACAGCACGACAGGCAACAGCACGACAGGCAACAGCACGACAGGCAACAGCACGACAGGCAACAGCACGACAGUGCUGUUGAUANACAGAAUACACAGAAUACACAGAAUACACAGAAUACACAGAAUACACAGAAUACACAGAAUACACAGAAUACACAGAAUACACAGAAUACACAGAAUCAACAGACUGCACAGAAUCCACAGCAUUCUGCUGUGGAUUCUGUGGAUUCUGUGGAUUACAUGGCCACAGUAGUUGCAGAGCUCCAAGAGCAAACACAACACGCCUACCAGUGUGGAGUACGGAAAUGGCAGAUGAUCGUCGAUCCUGGAGUCGGGUUUAAUAAGAAUGAAGAGGAGUGUUUUGAGGUGAUUCGAGAGUUAGACCAGUUGAGGGAAGGAGUUGGGGAAGGAGUUGGUUUGUGUGUUGGGGUGAGUAAGAAGAGGUUUGUCAAAGGGAGCGAUAUUGGGACGGCGAUAGUAGUUGGAGAUCUUAUUGGGCGAUGUGAUAUAGUACGGGUGCAUGAUGAUAUGAGAGAGGUGAGGGAGAUAGCCGAGAAAUUGAAGAGACAUAGGCCAAGCAGAAGGAUUGGCGAAGCCGAUCCUGAAUAG
This is a messenger RNA of Lodderomyces oxycetoniae, 2004 nucleotides long. It is a transcript of the gene FOL1, whose product is annotated as trifunctional dihydropteroate synthetase/dihydrohydroxymethylpterin pyrophosphokinase/dihydroneopterin aldolase. The record is from RefSeq and is a predicted model, not a curated record. The transcript is spliced from 2 exons. Gene Ontology annotation, biological process: tetrahydrofolate biosynthetic process. Gene Ontology annotation, cellular component: mitochondrial envelope. Lineage: Eukaryota; Fungi; Ascomycota; Pichiomycetes; Serinales; Debaryomycetaceae. Gene Ontology annotation, molecular function: dihydropteroate synthase activity; 2-amino-4-hydroxy-6-hydroxymethyldihydropteridine diphosphokinase activity. Bases 1 to 2004 code for a protein of 667 amino acids.